GCAAACAUUUGAUCGACAGCUUUUAUCUCCGUGAGGGAAAUUCUAAUCAGAAAGUCAAUGCAUCUAAGCAUCCAUAAAUUAGACAGAGUCAACAAGAAGACAACAUUCUUUGGCGAAACAACGCGUGCCCCGUUUAGAGAUAGCGCAGUGGUCGAGGCAGUUAAAAAGCGUGAUUGGAACUUCUGCUAGGGCCUCGUGGUUCUGGAAAUUCGAGAUCGUUGCUAAUCUUGGUAUACGGUGAUUAGCGAAGAAGAAGAGCAACUAUGCCUACUCCUGGUACGCCGACAACGCCAACGCCAACCGAUAAGGUGACGGUGUUGAUUCGUUGCGGCAUUUCGUUCCUGGGUGACAUUGACGUGAUCCGGCAGCAGUUCACGUGCGAGCUAUGGAUGACGGCGUCAUGGAGGGAGCCCAAGCUUGCUGGGAAGAAAAACGAGGAAGUGAAAUGGGACAAUGAAUGGAGCCCAAAGAUCUCAUUCUCGAACUCUCUCCUGCUCGACCGCGUGUACAAGGGUAGACGAUUGUAUUAUGAGGAGAACAGCACUGUACCGCUUGCGCAAGAGGUGUACAAGAUCCGAGGUACCUUCAAGGAGCAAUUUAGCCUUGAACAGUUUCCCGUGGAUCUACAGGAAUUAUCCAUCAUAAUUUCGUCUGACUGGAGCGACAGGACGGUGACGUUCGAAAAAGACAUGACCAAGCCAGACUACCUCAGACAGCAGACCUUCAGCUCACCACGUGAUUGGGUCCUAUACCCCCACGUGCACACAGACACGGCCACUCAGGAGGGAGAGGGCCUGGGACCCAAUGACCGGAGUUACCCUGUCUAUAUCAUCACUGCGCAUGUCAGGCGCAGGGCCGUGCACUAUUUUUGGAACACGGCGGUAGUUAUGUCUGUUCUUACGGCGCUCUCGUUCGCUUCGUUCGCUAUUCCACCGCAACAGACCGCUGACCGCUUGACCGUCACACUCCUACUUCUGCUCAUUAGCGUUGCGUACAAGUUUGUGACGUCACUGCAUCUACCAAGGACCAGCUAUCUCACAUUCCUGGACAAAUACCAGCUUGGAAAUUUGCUGUUCAUCUCGUUCAUAGCUGUUCUCAACACGAUAGCAGUGGCAGUCGAGUCACGUGAUACAUAUGACAUGGUGUGCCUAUACGCGGGCCUUGCACUGUAUGUCAUCCUGCAAUGUAUGGCGGGAAUUUUGACAUUGCAUAAGCAUUACGUGGUCAAUGGUGAGCUCAAAAAGUUCACAAGAAAAUACGAGAUACGCAAUGAUGAAAUCGAACGUUUGCGGCGCGAGAGGGACUGGUACGCAGAGCGAAGCAAACAGCCAAAGACACCUGCGCCCUCGAUCAUCCUUACUCCGGUCAGCAGACUUCCCAAGUUUUCUGCCAAUGGCUACUCCCCAGCGAGGCAAGGCGCUCCUCUUGCAAGUCCAGACGACACUUUGGGGAUCUCUAACAAGUCAUAUGUGUAAACAAUCAGGAUAGGACAAAGAUCGUAACGGCCUAGUCAUGCUGUAGGGUCCGAUCUCUUGUACUUUUUUACAUAGUCAUUGUUAUUCCGGUCAUUUUUGCGUGUCGCGGCCAUUUUUGCGUGACGCGCCUAUUUUCGCGUGACGCGCCCAUGUUCGCGAGACGCGGCCCAUAUGGUAUUAGAAGUAAGGCAAAACCAAAUGCACAAAAUAAAUCGCCAUCAGCAUCAAUGUCGGGUGUGUAGCGGCGUCAGCUCCGCGUGGCGGAGAGAUCCGGGAAACUUUGAUGAAGUACUCACAAAUUCCACAAGGCUAGGGUUUUAUUGCGUGUAAGAACUUGGUAAGCUUUACAGCGAGUUUGGCCUAGGGCGGCGCUAACUUAAACCCGUGUGAACCCGUCGAAUUUCUGUGAGCCUUAGGGGCUUUACAAGUUUGCUGCAUUUAUAAAGCUAAGGUCACGUGAUCGCUAGCGUUACAUUGAUUGGUGACGUAAUGAGAUGACUAAAAAUAACUAAGGGGUUAUCCAUGGCAUGCGGAUGCCGUUACACUGCUUCCCUAAAUGUGCCUACAUUUAUUAAGAAAAUAAAGUAUAAAUUGCAUAAAA
Molecule: messenger RNA, 2076 nt
Organism: Nematostella vectensis (starlet sea anemone)
Lineage: Eukaryota; Metazoa; Cnidaria; Anthozoa; Actiniaria; Edwardsiidae
Exons: 9
Coding region: 264-1475 (403 amino acids)
Biological process (GO): signal transduction; chemical synaptic transmission; monoatomic ion transmembrane transport
Cellular component (GO): synapse; neuron projection; membrane
Molecular function (GO): extracellular ligand-gated monoatomic ion channel activity; transmembrane signaling receptor activity; neurotransmitter receptor activity
Source: RefSeq, a predicted model, not a curated record